Messenger RNA from Nakaseomyces glabratus, 2202 nucleotides. It is a transcript of the gene ERG7, whose product is annotated as lanosterol synthase ERG7. Lineage: Eukaryota; Fungi; Ascomycota; Saccharomycetes; Saccharomycetales; Saccharomycetaceae. Gene Ontology annotation, biological process: ergosterol biosynthetic process; triterpenoid biosynthetic process. Gene Ontology annotation, cellular component: lipid droplet. Gene Ontology annotation, molecular function: lanosterol synthase activity. The record is from RefSeq and is a predicted model, not a curated record.
AUGACUCAGUUUUAUUCUGAUACCGUCGGUAUACCUAGAACUGAUCCGAAAAGAUGGAGGUUAAGAACUACUGAAUUGGGUAGAGAAGCUUGGGAGUAUAUUGAACAAGACAAGGUUGAUGCAGACCCGCAAUCCACAUUUGUUCAAUGGUUAUUACAAGAUGAGGAAUUCCCGACACCUUCACCAAGAAAAGAAGGUGAUGACUUAAGCUCUGAGCAAGCUUGUUAUUAUGGAGCAUCCUUCUAUAAGCUUCUUCAGGAUCAAAAGUCAGGUAUUUUCCCAUGCCAAUAUAAGGGGCCUAUGUUCAUGACAAUUGGGUAUGUUGCUGUCAAUUACAUUGCUGGCGUUAAAUUACCAGAGCAUGAGAGAAUCGAGCUAAUUAGGUACAUUGUUAACACUGCGCAUCCUGUUGAUGGUGGAUGGGGUCUUCACUCAGUUGACAAGUCUACUGUAUUUGGUACAGUCUUGAACUAUGUCUGUCUAAGGUUGUUGGGACUGCCAAAGGAUCAUAUAGUUUGUGUGAGAGCCAGACAUACUCUGCAUAGACUUGGAGGAGCUACUGGUGCACCACACUGGGGUAAGAUAUGGCUAAGCAUUUUGAACUUAUAUAAAUGGGAGGGUGUUAAUCCAGCUCCCCCUGAAACUUGGCUAUUACCUUACUCAUUGCCAAUUCAUCCCGGUAGAUGGUGGGUACACACAAGAGCUGUUUAUUUACCGGUAAGUUACCUUUCAUUGAUUAAGUACUCAUGUCCUUUAACUGACCUUCUUUCAGAGAUUAGGCAGGAGAUCUAUACAAAGUCAUUUGAUAAAAUAAACUUUUCUCAACACAGGAAUACUGUGUGUGGUGUGGAUUUGUACUAUCCACAUAGCAAAAUUCUGGACACUGCAAAUGAUGUCAUUGUAUUUUAUGAGAAGUAUUUACGUCCUAGACUUGUAUCGAUGGCAUCCAAGAAGGUAGUUUACAAUUUGAUCAAGAAAGAGAUACAAAAUACAGAUUCUCUAUGUAUUGCACCAGUUAAUCAAGCAUUUUGUGCAUUAGUGACUUAUUUAGAAGAAGGGAAAGAUUCAAAGGCUUUUGAACGAUUUCAGUAUAGAUUCAAAGAUGGCUUAUUCCAUGGCCCACAAGGUAUGACAGUAAUGGGUACCAAUGGUGUGCAAACUUGGGACUGUGCUUUUAUGAUACAAUAUUUCUUUGUUGCUGGCUUGGCUGAGAAACCGGAAUUUAGAGAAAUGAUAAUAAAUGCCUAUAAGUUUUUGUGUAGAUCACAGUUCGAUACAGAAUGUGUUGAAGGAAGUUUUAGAGACAAAAGAGUUGGUGCCUGGGGGUUCUCUACCAAGACCCAAGGCUAUACUGUGUCUGACUGUACUGCGGAAGCAAUAAAGGCAAUAAUUAUGGUGAGAAACUCUCCUGUAUUUUCCUCUGUACAUGAUGAGAUAACUGAUGAAAGGCUCUGUAAAGGUAUUGAUGUGUUAUUAAGUCUACAAAAUAUUGGUAAGUUUGAAUACGGUUCAUUUGCGACUUACGAAAAGAUCAAGGCUCCGCUUUCGAUGGAGAAAUUAAAUCCUGCAGAAGUAUUCGGGAACAUUAUGGUCGAGUACCCAUAUGUCGAGUGCACAGACUCGAGCGUUUUGGGUUUGACGUAUUUCCACAAAUAUUAUGAUUAUAGGAAGGACGAGAUAUCUCACAGAAUCAGGAUUGCCAUUGACUACAUUAAACAGGCACAACAAGAUGAUGGUGGGUGGUACGGCUGCUGGGGUAUUUGCUUCACAUAUGCCGGUAUGUUUGCCAUGGAGGCACUGCACUCUGUAGGAGAAACCUAUGAUAAUUCCUUGACAGUGAGAAAGGGCUGUGACUUCCUUUUGAGCAAACAGAUGCCUGAUGGUGGUUGGGGUGAAUCCAUGAAGUCCAGUGAGCUACAUGACUAUGUUGACAGUCCAAAGUCAUUGGUGGUGCAAACGGCAUGGGCUUUGAUCGCCCUGUUGUUGGCUAAGUGUCCAAAUGAAGACGCCAUUGAGAGGGGUAUCAACCUGCUAAAGUCCAGGCAGCAACCAUCAGGUGAAUGGAAGUUCGAGAGCGCGGAAGGUGUGUUCAACCACUCUUGCGCUAUCGAGUAUCCAAGCUAUAGGUUCCUCUUCCCAAUAAAAGCUCUGGGACUGUACAAUGGCAGAAACUACACCAACUCAUCUCAAAAUACACAAUAA